AUGUCGGAUAUGAUGGAUCAAAAGGUUUUUGACAAAGCGACCGCGGACGAUGUUGCUCUCGAGCAGCUUGGUUACCAACAAGGUCUGUGUUGUUCAGAUAUGACAGUUAUACCACAGCUCCUGACUUCGCUCCAGNAGCUCAAGCGGACAUUUAACCUGGUCAGCAUGAUUGGAUUCUGCUUCUCAAUCGUCUCUAGCUGGACAGCAUUGUCUGGUGUACUCAUAAUUGGAGCAGAAAGUGGUGGACCUCCAGUCAUGAUCUGGUCAUGGGUUGGGGUCUGUGUCUUUACCAUGACCGUCGCUUUGUCUAUGGCCGAGAUGUGCUCAGCUUAUCCUCUGGCUGGUGGCCAGUACUCAUGGGCUGCCAUCUUAGCACCACGGAGCUGGUCUAAAAGUCUAUCCUACGUCUGUGGAUGGUUCAUGUGUAUCGGCAUCAUCGCGAUGGGUGCUGUAGUCAAUUUCAUCGCUUCUGGAUUCAUCCUUGCCAUGGCUGCUCUCAACAACCCAGAGUAUGAGAUUACCCGCUGGCACUCGACGUUGGUAGCCUAUGCAAUUGCCAUCGCUGCUCUUUCGCUCAACGUCUUGUGUCCGCAGAUGCUGCACAAAAUGAGCAACUUCUUCCUCAUCUGGAACAUGGGGUCCUUUCUCAUCAUAUUCAUCACCAUACUAGCCACAAACGACCACAAGCAAACCCCAAGCUUUGUCUUCUCAGAGUUCCAGAACUUUACGGGUUUCAACAAGCCGUACGCUGCCGUACUGGGUCUGCUACAGUCGGCCUUUGGCAUGUGCUGCUAUGAUGCGCCUUCACACAUGACAGAAGAGAUCAACGACGCCAGAAAUGUUGCUCCCAAAGCAAUCGUCCUUUCUGUCUCCCUUGGUGCCGUCACUGGAUUUGCCUUCUUGAUCGCGGCAUGCUUCUGCAUGGGUUCAAUCGACGGUGUGGCCGAGAGCGCCACAGGCGACCCAAUCGUUCAGAUCUUCUACGACUCGACCCAGUCUGUUGCCGGGGCUUCCUGUCUGACCUUCUUGAUGGUUAUGAUACAAUUCUUCUCGGCAAUCUCGCUACUCGCAGAAGGUGGUCGUGCAGUCGUAANNUAUGCGUUCGCCAGAGACCGCGGUCUCCCCUUCUCCAACGUACUCAGCAAAGUGCAUAUAAAGAAACAAGUGCCAGUCUACGGCAUUCUCCUCACCUUUGUAGUGCAAAUUGCUCUGAACUCAAUCUACUUUGGAACAGUGACAGGUUUUAACACCGUCGUAUCGAUCGCCACCGAAGGCUUCUACGUCUCCUACGCCAUCCCAAUCUUCCUCCGCGUCAUCGCUCCACUCACAAACUCACAAGCAGCGACCAAAUUCGAAGGCCCUUGGAAUCUUGGACGCUGGAGUAUGCCAAUCAACAUCAUGGCAUUGGUAUACCUGCUCUUCACAUCCAUCACAUUCAAUUUUCCCACUCUCAAGCCAGUGGACUCGGAGAACAUGAACUAUACUUCUGCAGCUGUGGGCGUAGUCAUGCUUGUUGCGUUGAUCACAUGGUUUACGACAGCAAAAGGACAAUUCAGAAGCCCUGGUGUCAGUGAAGAUGUGGUCAUUACUAGUGCGCCACAUGUAGAGAUCGAAGAAGAGACCGAAGUUGUAGGGAACGAGAAGGCUGGCAAAACUGUAUAUUGA
Messenger RNA from Aureobasidium vineae, 1665 nucleotides. The record is from the annotation of a GenBank genome assembly. NCBI's taxonomy places the organism in Eukaryota, Fungi, Ascomycota, Dothideomycetes, Dothideales, Saccotheciaceae.